Messenger RNA from Aspergillus aculeatus ATCC 16872, 2741 nucleotides. RefSeq names its product fungal specific transcription factor domain-containing protein. Lineage: Eukaryota; Fungi; Ascomycota; Eurotiomycetes; Eurotiales; Aspergillaceae. Gene Ontology annotation, biological process: DNA-templated transcription. The coding region runs from base 273 to 2345 and encodes 690 amino acids. Gene Ontology annotation, molecular function: DNA binding; zinc ion binding. The transcript is spliced from 4 exons. The record is from RefSeq and is a predicted model, not a curated record.
AGAGAGGAAGAAGUGUGAGACAAGGCGACCCUAGGGCAACAUGGGUAAAAAGAUAAGUUCUGACGGCUCGAUACGCCUGGCUAAGGCAUGCAGCAUCUGCAGGAAGAAAAAGGUUAGGUGUGAUGGCAAUCGGCCUGUGUGUGCCUCAUGCAAAGCAUUCAAUCUACCGUGCAAAUAUGAAGACCGAGUACAGCGCCAGAAAACGCAUCGGUAAGUCUUUGUUAUGAUAAGGCCAUGGACCCCUGCUUCCUAUUCUCUCUAGUGAUAGCGACAUGCGUGACAUCGAGAAACGCGUCGAAUCUCUGGAAGGAAGGUUACAACAAUCAUCCAGAGCCAAGCGACCACGACUCGACUCACGCAGCGAGGAUUUGGAGUAUCUAUCUGGUGAUGAAGCAGACUCAGCAAACACCCGUACCUCCCACCACGAGAGCACCAGCACAGCCUCCCCUACACAACCAGUCUCUCAAGUCCCGGUAGAGACAGGAGAAGGAGAUAAAAGAUCGUAUGCUCUUCAUAACUCAAAAGGCGCAAUGCGGUUCUUCGGCGCUUCGUCCUAUCUGUCUAUCGUUUCACCCGACGGCGCUUGCUCACUCGAAAGCCAAACGGGCGAUCGUUCGCUAAGGAGCAUUGCUCAUCGAAGCCGCAGCAGGUGGAGACUAGUGGACUGGUACCCACCGGGUCUUCAGCCCUCGACUUUCUUGAACCAAAGCGGCCUACAACCAUUACCUUCCAAGCCCUUGGUCCUGGAACUAGUUGGCGAAUACUUCGACUUCAUCAAUGAGGCUACGCCGUUAUUUGAUCCCACAGGUUUCAUGAGGCUUCUGGAUCGGCAGUUCUCCUGGAACCCAGACCCUAGUCCCUCGUGGUGGGGCGCAUUGAAUGUGGUCCUUGCUUUUGCAUACCGACAUCGCGCGGAGAAAGCCGGCGAUGGCGGAGAUGGAUGGCCUCAAUGCAUGGGCCACAUCCGCAAUGCCAUGAGUGCCACUACAGAGCUCUUUAUGCGGACCAGCGAUCUCCUCGCUGUCCAGACCAUGGUCGGUCUAGCCUUGUUCUUUCAAGGCACACCAAAUCCUCAGCCCUUAUUCAUCUUUACCGCGACGGCGAUACGGUUCGCUCAAUCCAUCGGUCUGCACAAGUCGAACUCCUUCGGUCUUUCUGACCUUCAAGUCGAGGAGCGACGAAGAGUCUUCUGGCUUGCUUUUAUCAUGGACGCCGACGUCUGCACACGCACGGGCCGUCCUGCGGCACAAGACAUUCGCGAUUUCGAUACCCCAUUGCCCGCAUCCCGUCCCCAUGUUGGCCUGGGCAUUAUUGAAUACCAGGGAGAGAGACUGCCGUUGUUCUCCAUCCUGGCUCAAUUUGCACUGAUUCAGAGGAGGGCCUAUGAUCUGCUGUUCACAAAGGAAGCGCUGGACAAGCCCGUAUCAGAGAGAGCACAUGCUGCACGGGCAUGUUUGGAGGAAAUCGACCGCUGGAAGGAUAGCAUUGGCCACAGUCUACGACCGCAACGCAGGUUCUCUUUCUCUCCCGAGCAACAUCACCCGUUCCUUCCGCAAAUCAUGAGACUGCACUUUGCAUGCCACUGCUUCUACAUCAGCGUCUCUCGGGCCUAUUUGGUCUCACGACCGCAACGUACGACCUCAGAACAAGGCGAUGGUUUUCCCAGUCCGUCAUUGAGCUCUGACGAAUUCACCGCCAAAUCGCUGGAGGCAGCGAGGUCGGCAGUUGAUCUACUCGGUCAAAUUGACGACAAUCACUUCGGCCAAUCCUUCGAGUGGAGCAUCGUAUACUUUCCCGCAGCAGCAGUGGUGGCGUUGUUCUCCCAGAUCAUGCUAGAAGCCGACCACCCGCUUGCCGCAUCUGAUUUGCUCAUGAUCACCCGAACCGUGGGGUUUUUGUCCAAGCUCGCCUCCCAGGAGCCGGACACAUAUGUAGACUACGUCCUAUCUGUUUGUUCGGGGUUCGAGAGGGCGGCCAGGGAAGCUAUCGAGCGUGGCGGUGUCCAUGAGGUGGGCUCCAGAAGCGGGAGGGAGGAGGGGCGAUCAUCCGCCGGACGACCCCCGCCUGAGCCGCAAGCUGAACCGCAAGAACCGGGUGCUUUGCCCGGAGCGGACUCGGGGAUUUGGAGCCUUGAUCCAAGCGAGGCGGCCAGUUCUCAUGCUUGGAGGGGCGGUGGUGGGCCAGUGCCAUCAUCCUCAAUAUCUUUAGGUCAAGAUCUGAACCCUACAACCGACGACCAGCUCCUGUUCCCCCCGGCCCCGCUCUUCUGGAAUUGGCAGGAUAUGCUUGCUGGGGUUCCACCGGCAUACUACUGGAACAGUCAGGACCCAAAUACUGGAGGCUGACUAUCAUCAAGAAAGAACAAUUCUUUUCAUGUCCGGUUAGGGGAAACCCCUUUUGGUGAAAUGCGACCGUGCUUUGAACCUGAUUCAUACUCCAUGCUCGGAACAUUGCUCAUCACUUGCUUCAGCGCGAACCAGAUGAAUCACUCAGAUAGCCUAAUCGAUUGAAACGUUGUCAACAAUCCUUGUUCUGGCGAAGAAGUGUAAUAUGCUAAAUCUGACAGCAAUAAAGAAAAUCGAAAGAAAGAAAGGCAAACGAAGACAAUCAGAACAACCCUAGGUCUAGCUGAUAAUCGGUAGGCUAAACUACAUGGUAAAUCCAACUAAAGUUUAUUUUACAGCCAGUGGAUAUCUUUCCGAUGGUAACAAUUGGGCACCGAAGGACUCGACCACCGGGGC